AUGGCCGCGUCGCGAGUUAUCAAGCUCCCUCGGGAUGACGAUGAAUCCACCUAUGCUCUCAUCCAAGUCAUCCAAAAGGGUUCCAAGCCCCUGGAUGUGAAGCUCGUUGGCACAGAAGGCGAAGCACCAUAUGUGACUUCUUUGAAACAUGAUCGCGUAGCUUCGCUACAAGUCCCAAACUGUCCCGUCUCCGAGUCUGAAUGGCAGGCCAUAUUGCAAUCUCUGUUCUCGCUCCAACCAGUUGCGGACAUACAAGCAACAGCUAGCAUCGAGAGCGAGGCCUCUCUCUCAAUCACAAUUCGAAAGCGAGUUCAAGGAAUUACACAACGACUCGGCUCCAUAGAGUUAAAGCAUGACGAAAAUGAAGGCAUAGAGCUUUUCAAAUGGUGCGCGGAGACUGCCGAUGCUCUGGCGCAAAGCAACGUGGCCUUGCUCGAAGCCGCCGCCCACGCGAAGGAGCUUGAAGCCACAGUAAAGGAGCUAAAGUCACAACUGGACGAGCUCAUCACAUCAAAAGAAGACGAUGAAACGGCCCUGCUUCUCAAAUUCCGAGAUCUUCUUAAUGAAAAGAAGGUAAAAAUCCGCGAACAGCAAAAGAUCCUUGCCGCCGGUCCAAUCCAAAGCAGCCAACAAGCAUCUCAACGGUUCCAAUCAGUAGACUCUCAGCCAUCUCGCACGCCUGCCCCUUCUCGGCCUAGAAAACGAAAAGUCCAAACAGUGGAAGCUUCCAAAAAUGAGACAGAAGAAGAUGAGAUGGAGGUGGAUAAGAUCAAAGUCGAGCCUCAAGACAGCGAGCAAGAGGAUACAGCAGAAGACACAGCGUCUGGCGGUAGCGACGGUGACAAUGACGAUGACGAAGUUGAUGACAGCAGCCCCGGACCUGCGCCGAAAGCAGCGCCUCCUCCCAAGGACUCAGAUGAUCAACCCCCGGCUCCGAGAACUUUACCUUUUGCAAAGAAACCUGCGCCGUCCAAAGCACCGGCGGCCGAAGAGGAGACGGAAUCUGAUGAUGAUGAACUGUGA
Molecule: messenger RNA, 1023 nt
Organism: Trichoderma aggressivum f. europaeum
Lineage: Eukaryota; Fungi; Ascomycota; Sordariomycetes; Hypocreales; Hypocreaceae
Exons: 3
Coding region: 1-1023 (340 amino acids)
Biological process (GO): DNA recombination; double-strand break repair
Cellular component (GO): nucleus
Molecular function (GO): DNA binding
Source: RefSeq, a predicted model, not a curated record